AUGUCAAUUCAAUUACGCAAUGGUUUAGCUAACCAGACUCUAGAUCGGGUGUUGGAAGAUUUGUUAGUUCGAUUUGUUGUUAAUGUACCGGAAGAAGAUUUAUCUUCUAUUGAGAGAAUAAUGUUUCAGAUUGAAGAGGCUCAAUGGUUCUAUGCUGAUUUUGUUCGUCAGUUGAACCCCGAUUUGCCAAGCAUGAAGAUGAAGGCAUUCAGUACAAAAAUUUUAGAGAAAUGCCCACUUAUUUGGAAAUGGGGUGACCCACAGGAAGCAUUAUCUAAAUUUGGAAAAUAUAAAUCAACCAUACCAGUUCGUGGUGUUGCAUUAUUCAAUAAAGAUUUGAACAAGGUUGUACUAGUCAAAGGCACUGAAUCGAGUUCCUGGUCGUUUCCAAGAGGGAAGAUUUCCAAGGAUGAGUCUGAUAUUGAUUGUGCUGUUAGAGAAGUGGAAGAAGAGACAGGAUUCAAUUGCCGACAUCUAAUUGAUGAAAAUGACUGCAUUGAAAGAAAUAUAAGGGGAAAGAACUACAAAAUCUAUUUGGUCAAAAAUGUGCCGGAAGAUACAUUAUUUGAGACACCCACUUACGAGAUAUCGCAAAUCAAGUGGUUUGACAUUAAGACAAUCCAAAAAAAAUGCAAGACGAAUCCAAACACUUUUUUCAUUGUGGGGACGAUUUUGAAGCCAAUGAUUAAAUGGAUCAACAAGAACAAGGGUGUAUUGAAUGAGGAAGAAAUCAUGUUACAAGUUGAAUUGAAAUUGAAGGACUUGUUGGGACUUAAUGCUAAGGAGCCAGAAGAAAAUGUGGAUGCAGGCAGAGAGUUGUUGAAUAUUUUGCAAAAAGUUGGACAAAAGGAAAGCCAAUCUGCAAUAUCACCCACCUCUUCAUACCAAAAUACUGAUCAGCAACCACAGCAACCAAUGGUUAAUGUACCUGUUCCACAACAUCUUCAUAACCAAAUUCCCUUUUUUGCAGGAGCACACGCUGCUUUCCCAUUUUACAGCCAGCCUUUUUUCAAUCCUAUGUCGUUUAUGCCUCCACAGUUCAUGCCUCAUCAUCCCGCAUAUGUUAGCCCACAUAACCAACAGCCUCCUAAUCCUCAGAGCUUUCAGAAGCCCAAGACGAACUCGAAGGAGUUGUUAUCUAUUUUGACGACUAGAUCAGACAAGAAAAAGGACGACGAGAACACAAAACAGCGCAAGCCAGUGGAAGAUGAUACUAUCCGUUCCCGAGCACAACAACUAUUGAGCGUAUUCCCGAAAAAGCACAUUAAAGAAACCGACACCUCGCCUAAAUCAGAGAGCGAGAAUGAGCUCGCCAAGAAGCAUUUGUUGAAUUCCUUGCACAAGUCUGCAGCCCCGGAUGUGGGCACAACAGAAAUCAGAUCUCCUGGAGUGAGUCCCAUAAUAGACAAUUCUUAUCAAGAACCGUCCAAUGAAAUAGAAGAAUCAAUUCAAGCACAACGUCAACAAGUUCCAGUAACAUCAAGGAGAAAGAUAAAGUUACUAAAGAGAUCUGAUAAUGAAGCAUCUGCAAAUUUGUUGCUGUUAUUGGGACAGAAGAAGACAGACAACGUGGAUGAAACUAUCAAGAACCCCGAUGCAGCCACCGAGCUAUUGGGUUUACUUCAUAAGAAGCAGGAACAGAACCAAGAACCGUUGUCAAACACAGAGAGUGUUUUGCCAAAAAAAGAAGAGCAGCAAAACACUUCCAACGAAUUGUUGGCCAUGCUUAAAAAACCAACUGGUGAAGAUGAACCCACAAAAGAGUCACCAUCCCAAGAUUUGCUUGGCUUGCUUAAGAAGCGAGAGUCACGAGGAAGCGAAGAGAAAUAUCAAGCUUCUGGUGACCAGCUGACAGGGAUUCAUCUACCAAGUAACACACAGAGCGACUUGCAACCUCAACUCAACAAUUUAAACCCUUUACCAAGUUCCAUGGACUUUUUGUCAAGCUCAGAGCAGAAGCCACAGGUAUCUUCUGCUAAUCAAUUAUUGGGGUUGCUUCAUAAAAAUGACACCGAAAGAAAUAAACGUAUAACAUCUCCCAACGAGUUAUGGGGCACAAGUACCCCUGGUUCCACAAGGGGCUCCAAAGCUGGAGGAGACAACAAUGAUUCCAAUAAUGCCACUGGAGCUCCAUUCAUUAGUAAUGUGCUUUCUCCAAAUCUUGACAUUUGGACAAAUGACACGAAAACAUCGAGCUUGCUGGGCAGCCAGUUUCAAAUUCCCGAGCCAAGCAGGAGGAACAACCAGUUAUUGGAUCUUUUAAACAAAAAUAGAGAUGCGGUACCAGAUGCCCAAUAUUCUCAAUCAAAAUCAAACAACUACAACAAUGGAGGUAUAGAAAAUUCCGGAAGAGAUUCACCGUCUGAUGCAUUUGAAAAUUUUGAGGAUUUUGAAGACUACAACGAUGGAUAUCAGUUUAAUGACGAAUUUCUUGAUAAGACAUACAGGAAUUUUGAUAUCGCUAGUGACGAAGAGGAUGUCGAUUAUUUAAUUGACCCUUUGAUUGCACAUAAUGACAAACCACUGCAUCAAGACGACCACCAAGUUAAACCGUCUCUGGUGAAUAACCAGAACGACCGACCAAAAAAGAUAAGAAUUUUAAAGCCUGGUGAAAACAUAGACCAUCUUUUUGGUUCCCAAGAAAGCAACGAGCCUGGAAAGGGGUUAUUGGCUUUGUUAAAUGGUGGAAAGGCUCAGUAG
Candida dubliniensis CD36 is the source of this 2700-nucleotide messenger RNA. It is a transcript of the gene DCP2, whose product is annotated as decapping enzyme complex catalytic subunit. The coding region runs from base 1 to 2700 and encodes 899 amino acids. The record is from RefSeq and is a predicted model, not a curated record. Gene Ontology annotation, molecular function: 5'-(N(7)-methylguanosine 5'-triphospho)-[mRNA] hydrolase activity; manganese ion binding; RNA binding. Lineage: Eukaryota; Fungi; Ascomycota; Pichiomycetes; Serinales; Debaryomycetaceae. Gene Ontology annotation, cellular component: P-body; cytoplasm. The transcript has a single exon. Gene Ontology annotation, biological process: nuclear-transcribed mRNA catabolic process, nonsense-mediated decay; deadenylation-dependent decapping of nuclear-transcribed mRNA.